Fomitiporia mediterranea MF3/22 is the source of this 996-nucleotide messenger RNA. RefSeq lists its product as uncharacterized. The transcript is spliced from 4 exons. Gene Ontology annotation, cellular component: mitochondrion. NCBI's taxonomy places the organism in Eukaryota, Fungi, Basidiomycota, Agaricomycetes, Hymenochaetales, Hymenochaetaceae. The record is from RefSeq and is a predicted model, not a curated record. Gene Ontology annotation, biological process: mitochondrial respiratory chain complex I assembly; biosynthetic process. The coding region runs from base 1 to 996 and encodes 331 amino acids.
AUGUCGCGUACCAACCUCACACAAUUCCUGCGCUCUCACCAAUGCCGCAGAAUAGGAGCAACACGCUAUGUCAAUGCUCACACAUCGUCGCGCCGAAAAUAUGCGACGAACUCCGUCGCUUCGUCUACGGCAGGACCACAAGAUCCUGAAGCCUAUUGCCGCGAAUUCGUCCGAAAACAUGACAGGGACUCAUACCUAACCUCGCAGUUCUUCCCCAAAGCCUUACAACCUGCUUGUUUUGCCGUACGAGCGUUCUACCUAGAGCUUGCCAUGAUCCAAGACUCAGUGUCAAACCCACUCAUCGGACAGAUGAGGAUGCAGUUCUGGAAAGAUGCUAUACAGCAACCUGGUGCUUCUCCUCACCCAAUUGCAGUAGCGCUGCACAAUGCGUCGAAAGGCGCACAUAUCGCACCAUAUCAUUUAAGGCGAAUUAUCGAAGCUCGGGACAUUGAGCUUAACUCACCAUCGCACCUCAAUAUGGAUACCCUUCUAGCUCACGCCGAGUCGACAACCUCAACCCUGAACUAUAUCCUUCUAUCAAUCCUCGGCUUGUCAUCUUCAGACACAUACUCGCAUGCAGCCUCGCAUAUAGGUGUAUCACAAACCGUCUCAACCCUCUUACGAGCCCUUCCAUAUCAUGCUUCCAAAGGAGUCAUGGUUAUCCCUGCAAGUAUAACGGCGAAGCAUCACGUCAACCAAGAAGAAGUCUUCCGUCGUGGUCCAGCUGCAUCCGGUUUACAAGAUGCCGUGUAUGAGUUUGCUAUCGUUGCAAACGACCAUCUCAUCACUGCACGCGAUAUGUUCAAGGGGAGUAAUGGGCUUCAUGAGGUACCCAGAGAGGCCAUGUCUGUCUUUUUGAAUGCCGUCCCAGUACAGAAUUACUUGCGACGUUUGGAAAAGGCUAACUUUGAUGCUUUCAACCCAAAGCUGCAGUUGCGCGAUAGUAUAAGGCUGCCUUGGCAAAUCUGGAGGAGUUAUUACAAAAGCGAGUUCUAA